Anarrhichthys ocellatus (wolf-eel) is the source of this 1694-nucleotide messenger RNA. RefSeq names its product protein phosphatase 2 catalytic subunit alpha b (gene ppp2cab). The transcript is spliced from 7 exons. Lineage: Eukaryota; Metazoa; Chordata; Actinopteri; Perciformes; Anarhichadidae. Gene Ontology annotation, molecular function: protein serine/threonine phosphatase activity. The record is from RefSeq and is a predicted model, not a curated record. The coding region runs from base 194 to 1123 and encodes 309 amino acids.
GGUUUCUAGGGUGGAUCACGAAAUGACGUCUCUCUCCAGAUUUCAGUUAAAUCACAGCGACUCCGCUGCCAGAGGUACACGCGUCUUCCAACAAGAGAGCAGCUAGAACCUUCUGUGGCCUGAAGACUGAAACAUAUUGGGAGAGUCGUCUCCUAACCGACAUUAAGCCAAAGUAUAUUAAACACACAGAGUAAUGGACGAAAAGGCGUUUACGAAAGAGCUCGAUCUGUGGAUCGAGCAGCUCAACGAAUGCAAGCAGCUAUCGGAGGGACAAGUGAAAUCACUAUGUGAAAAGGCGAAGGAGAUCCUCACCAAGGAGUCAAACGUGCAGGAGGUGAGGUGUCCGGUGACUGUGUGCGGCGACGUGCACGGCCAGUUCCACGACCUCAUGGAGCUGUUCAAGAUCGGAGGGAAGUCUCCCGACACAAACUAUUUGUUCAUGGGAGACUACGUAGACAGAGGCUACUACUCCGUGGAAACAGUCUCUUUACUAGUAUCCCUGAAGGUACGAUACCAGGAGCGCAUCACGAUCCUCAGAGGGAACCACGAGAGCCGACAAAUCACGCAGGUUUACGGCUUCUACGACGAGUGCCUCAGGAAAUACGGCAACGCCAACGUUUGGAAGUACUUCACAGACCUGUUUGACUAUCUCCCCCUCACCGCCCUGGUAGACUCUCAGAUUUUCUGCCUUCACGGAGGCCUGUCUCCAUCCAUAGAUACUCUGGAUCACAUCAGAGCGCUGGACCGUUUACAGGAAGUGCCACAUGAGGGUCCCAUGUGUGACCUGCUGUGGUCCGACCCCGACGACCGCGGUGGCUGGGGCAUCUCCCCUCGAGGGGCAGGCUACACGUUCGGUCAGGACAUCUCGGAGACCUUCAACCACGCCAACCGCCUCACGCUGGUGUCCCGGGCCCACCAGCUGGUUAUGGAGGGUUACAACUGGUGCCAUGAGAGGAAUGUGGUGACGAUAUUUAGUGCUCCCAACUACUGCUACCGCUGUGGCAACCAGGCAGCUAUCAUGGAACUAGACGACACCCUCAAAUACUCGUUUUUGCAGUUCGACCCUGCGCCUCGCAGAGGGGAGCCCCACGUCACUCGCCGCACCCCGGAUUACUUCCUGUAAAUUCUGACCUUCUGUCGGGGGCGGAGCUACAAAGCAGUGCACAUUGUAUAUCCACACAAAGACCUAUUUAAGCAUUUAGCAAAAUAAAAACAAUGGACCAAAAGGUGCGUGCCAUUAUUACUACAAUAUUCAUUGCCGAGUACUUGUAUUGGGGAAACCUCCCCCGCUAUUUAAAGCAGCAGUGAAGUUUAAAUUCUUCAUGCUGUAGCUGGACUCAUGGCACUGAGGUCCAAGACGAAAUGUACCUGUUUGAACCCCACACGCCACGGCUUGUAUCUGUUUGCACUUUUGUAAAUCUAAACAAAUGUAACAUAUGUCAAAAGAUGGAAAUGAUUUCACACUACAGAUGUUUUUUUGAUUUUUUUUUUUUUUUUUUUUUGAUUGCUUUAAAAAUGAUGAAUAAAGCCCCAUCAGGCAAAGUGUUUCUUUGUCCUGUGUGAGGAAAGCCCAGCUUGAUGUACAUAAGAGAGAUGAUAGAGUGUUUAUUCACAUCAGCUCACUGACUCCCUCUGAACUACAGAGUCUGUGUUAACCAACCAUUUGAAUAAUAAAGACAAAGGUGGCUCCUUGA